This is a messenger RNA of Olea europaea var. sylvestris, 2126 nucleotides long. Its product is annotated as beta-D-glucosyl crocetin beta-1,6-glucosyltransferase-like. NCBI's taxonomy places the organism in Eukaryota, Viridiplantae, Streptophyta, Magnoliopsida, Lamiales, Oleaceae. Gene Ontology annotation, molecular function: UDP-glycosyltransferase activity. The transcript has a single exon. The record is from RefSeq and is a predicted model, not a curated record. The coding region runs from base 135 to 1442 and encodes 435 amino acids.
UUGGCUCUUUCUUGACUUUAUUAUUCCGUACAACCGAAUAAGAGUCUGCAAUAUCAGCAUUCUUUACAGAAGAAACGAGAGAAUAGAGAGGGAUUUCAUUCACGGAGAGACAACCUGGUAGUUUCAGAAUACUAAUGUUUCCAUGGUUGGCUCAUGGUCAUCUAAACCCCUACCUUGAGCUAGCCAAGAAACUAUCACAGAUAAAUUUUCAAAUUUACUUUUGUUCUACAGCUAUCAAUCUUAGUUCAAUCGGUAAAACCAUUGAAAAAAACAUUUUUAAUAUCUCGAUACAGCUAGUAGAACUCCAUUUACCGUCAUGGCCUGAACUUCCUCCACAUUACCACACGACUAAAAACGUGCUACCCAAUCUUUUGCCAAAGCUCCUGCAGGCCCUUCAAAUGUCAAGCUCUAGCUUUACAGAUAUUCUCAGCAAGCCAGACUUGCUAUUAUACGAUAUUUUCCAACCAUGGGCUGCCUCGCUUGCUUCAUCACUAGGUAUUCCUGCAGUUCAUUGUUCAUCUGCAGGUGCAAUUAUGUAUUCUUUUUACCAUCAUGAAUUCACGUAUGGGAAUGCUGCUUUCCCUUAUGAAGCAAUAUAUAUAAGAGAACACGAAAGAAACAAAUGGAAGAAUCGGUCGAUAAUUAAAGAUGCAGGUGAAGAUUUUGCUUUUGGGAACUUCAAACGAUCUUGUGACAUUGUUUUGACGAAUAGCUGCAGGGCAAUUGAGGAUAAGUAUAUUGAUUAUUUUUCUAAGUCGUGCCAAAAAAAAGUGGUGACUUUUGGACCACGUGUUACACAAGCUGAUAGUGAAGAAGAAUAUUCAGAGAUCAUGCAGUGGCUAAGCCAGAAAAAUCAGUUAUCAACUGUGUUUAUUUCCUUCGGUAGUGAAAACUACUUGUCCAAGGAGCAGAUUGAAGAGAUGGCGUGGGGAUUAGAGCUUUGUGAUGUCAACUUCAUAUGGGUUGUCCGAUUUCCUGUUGGGAAUACCACAAGAAUAGAAGAAACACUGCCAGAGGGAUUUCUUGAGAGGGUGAAAGACAGAGGUAUGAUUGUGCAGAGAUGGGUACCACAGGCUAAAAUUUUGGCACAUCAAAGUAUUGGGGGUUUUGUGAGUCAUUGUGGAUGGAGUUCUAUGGUAGAAAGCAUUUAUUUUGGUGUUCCGGUUAUAGCCAUGCCUUUGAAAAUGGAUCAGCCUAUAAAUGCUAGGCUCAUGGUCGAGCAUGGCACUGCCGUGGAGGUUGUGUUGAAUGACAGUGGACGGUUCAAGAGAGAAGAGGUGGCAAAGGCUAUAAAGAUGGUGGUGUUGGAGAAGACAGGAGAAGGCAUGAGGUCAAAGGCUAUUGAAUUGAGCAGUAAGAUGAAAGAUGAAGCAGAAAUAGGCAUGAAUGAAACAUCAGAGCAGUUAUUGCAGCUAUGUAUUAAGUAUAAGCAGAAGCAGUGAUAAUCUUUAUUCAAACAUUUCCUAAAAUUGGAUAGAAGAAAUAAGCGAGCACCAUUCAAAAGGAAUAAACUCCAUGGGAGAGUAUGAAUCAAAUUGUGUUCCAUCUAUCUAUCUAUUUAUCUUAAGAUCAAUUCCCUUCUCUUAAACUAGCUUAGAAACUAUCAAAGAAAAACGUCCUAUUUUUGUUCUACAGAAUCUAUCUUAGUUCAAUCAUUAAAAGCAUUGAAAAUAACUUCUGCGUUAUAUAACUGGUGGAACUCCAUUUACCAUCAGGGGGGCUGAUUUUCUUCCUCACUACCACAAAAUGAAAAAACUUGCCGCCUGAUUUUAUGCCGAAGCUGUCAUUAGAAGACGAGCCGGCUGUUUUUUUCCCUGUUUUAGUCUAGAAAUUGAUGCUGUAGUUCAAUUGAAGAUGACAUUGUGUUUUGCUCUGAAAUAGACGUUGAAGCCUUCAAAUGGAAGUAUCUAAUACACUUUCCAAUAAGAAAUGUUCUUCCUCACUACCACAAAAUGAAAAAACUUGCCGCCUGAUUUUAUGCCGAAGCUGUCAUUAGAAGACGAGCCGGCUGUUUUUUCCCCUGUUUUAGUCUAGAAAUUGAUGCUGUAGUUCAUUUGAAGAUGACAUUUUGUUUUGCUCUGAAAUAGAUGUUGAAGCCUUCAAAUGGAAGUAAAUAAUACACUUUC